Molecule: messenger RNA, 2664 nt
Organism: Halteromyces radiatus
Lineage: Eukaryota; Fungi; Mucoromycota; Mucoromycetes; Mucorales; Cunninghamellaceae
Product: elongation factor 2
Exons: 4
Coding region: 31-2517 (828 amino acids)
Biological process (GO): translational elongation
Cellular component (GO): cytosol; ribonucleoprotein complex
Molecular function (GO): GTP binding; ribosome binding; translation elongation factor activity
Source: RefSeq, a predicted model, not a curated record
AAUUUCACUGUUGAAGAAAUUCGCGGCUUGAUGGACAAGGUUACCAAUGUGCGUAACAUGUCUGUUAUUGCUCACGUCGAUCACGGUAAGUCUACCUUGUCUGACUCUUUGGUAUCCAAGGCUGGUAUUAUCUCUGCUGGUCGUGCUGGUGAAACUCGUUUCAUGGAUACUCGUCAAGAUGAACAAGAUCGUGGUAUUACCAUCAAGUCUACUGCCAUUUCUCUUUAUUUCCAACUUCCUGAUCCUGAAGAUAUUAAGGAAAUCAAGGGUCAAGUUACCAAUGGUUCUGAUUUCUUGAUCAAUAUGAUUGAUUCCCCUGGUCACGUUGAUUUCUCUUCUGAAGUUACUGCUGCUCUCCGUGUUACUGAUGGUGCUCUUGUUGUUGUUGAUUGUAUUGAUGGUGUCUGUGUCCAAACUGAAACUGUGUUGCGUCAAGCUCUUGGUGAACGUAUUAAGCCUAUCGUUGUUAUCAACAAGGUCGAUCGUGCUCUUCUCGAAUUGCAAUUGGGCAAGGAAGAAUUGUACAACACCUUUGCUCGUACUAUUGAAUCCGUCAACGUGAUCAUCUCUACUUACUUUGAUGAAGCUCUCGGUGAUAUCCAAGUUCGUCCUGAAAAUGGUACUGUUGCCUUUGCCUCUGCUCUUCACGGUUGGGGUUUCACUCUUCGUCAAUUCGCUCAACGUUACUCCAAGAAGUUCGGUGUUGACAAGGAAAAGAUGAUGGCCAAGUUGUGGGGUGAAAACUACUUCAACCCUAAGACCAAGAAGUGGUCCACCAAGGCAUCCGCUGGUGGUGAACGUGCUUUCAACAUGUUUGUCUUGGAUCCUAUUUACAAGAUCUUUGACUCUGUUAUGAACUUCAAGAAGGAUCAAGUUGCCACCUUGUUGGAAAAGUUGGAUAUUCAACUCAAGUCUGAUGAAAAGGAAUUGGAAGGAAAGGCUUUGCUUAAGGUUGUUAUGCGCAAGUUCUUGCCUUGUGGUGAUGCUCUUUUGGAAAUGAUCUGUAUUCACUUGCCCUCUCCUAUCACUUCUCAACGUUACCGUGUACCCAACUUGUACGAAGGUCCUGCUGAUGAUGAAUGUGCUAUUGGUAUCCGUGAUUGUGAUCCCAAGGGUCCUCUUAUGUUGUACAUCUCCAAGAUGGUGCCUACCUCUGAUAAGGGUCGUUUCUAUGCUUUCGGUCGUGUCUUCUCUGGUACUGUCCGUGCUGGUAUGAAGGUCCGUAUUCAAGGUCCCAACUUUGUUCCCGGUACCAAGACUGAUUUGCACAUCAAGUCUGUUCAACGUACUGUCCUCAUGAUGGGUCGUGGUGUCGAAGCUAUUGAUGAUUGUCCUGCUGGUAACAUCAUUGGUCUCGUUGGUGUCGAUCAAUUCUUGGUCAAGUCUGGUACUAUCACUACCUCUGAAGUUGCUCACAACAUGAAGGUCAUGAAGUUCUCUGUCUCUCCUGUCGUGCAAGUUGCUGUCGAAGUCAAGAACGCUAACGAUUUGCCCAAGCUCGUCGAAGGUCUUAAGCGUCUUGCCAAGUCCGAUCCUUGUGUGUUGACUUAUACUUCCGAAUCUGGUGAACACAUUGUUGCUGGUGCUGGUGAACUCCAUUUGGAAAUUUGUUUGAAGGAUCUUGAAGAAGAUCACGCUCAAGUCCCCUUGAAGAUUGGUGAUCCCGUUGUCCAAUACCGUGAAACUGUUACUGCCGAAUCUUCCAUCGACUGUUUGUCCAAGUCUCCCAACAAGCACAACCGUAUCUACAUGCGUGCUAUGCCUUUGGAUGAUGAACUCUCCAACGCUAUUGAAUCUGGUAAGGUUGGUCCUAAGGAUGAUUUCAAGGCUCGUGCCCGUAUCCUCGCUGAUGAAUUCAACUGGGAUGUUACUGAAGCUCGUAAGAUUUGGUGUUUCGGUCCUGAUGCCACUGGUCCUAACUUGAUGGUUGAUGUUACCAAGGCUGUCCAAUACCUCAACGAAAUCAAGGAUUCUUGUGUUGCUGCUUUCCAAUGGGCUACCAAGGAAGGUCCUCUUGCCGAAGAAAACUUGCGUGGUUGUCGUUUCAACAUUUUGGAUGUUACUCUCCAUGCUGAUGCUAUUCACAGAGGUGGUGGUCAAAUCAUCCCCACUUGUCGUCGUGUCGUCUAUGCUUCCGUGUUGACUGCCACUCCUGGUAUCCAAGAACCCAUGUACCUCGUUGAAGUUCAAUGUCCUGAAUCUGCUAUUGGUGGUAUUUACUCUGUACUUAACAGACGUCGUGGUGUCGUCUUCUCUGAAGAACAACGUCCUGGUACCCCUAUGAUGACCAUCAAGGCCUACUUGCCCAUCAACGAAUCUUUCGGUUUCAAUGGUGAUCUCCGUGCCGCCACCUCUGGUCAAGCCUUCCCUCAAUGUGUGUUCGAUCACUGGGAAGCUAUGAAUGGUAACCCCUUGGAAGCUGGUAACAAGGUCUACGAUAUCAUCCGUGACGUCCGUAAGCGAAAGGGUCUUACCGAAGAUAUUCCUGGUCUCGACAGAUACUACGACAAGCUUUAGAAGUUUGGUCUUUUUUGAAUUGUUUGCGGUUUUUAUAUAUUGUGGAUAUCUCUCUCUCUCUCUCUUUUGUACACUUUUGAUGAAUUUUAUAUUUUUAGAAACUAGAAAUAGAAAUUGUUACAAUAAAAUAAAGAUUUUUUAAAUAUU